GCUGAACUGUCCCGGAAGGCGUUUGUUCAGGGAGGAGCAGUAAGAGCAGCAGGAAACACUUCACUGAUAAUCCUCAACCACUGAGUCCAUACACAGACCUCGAAAGCGAGGUGAACUCAAUUCGAGCUUGCUCUUCUUCACCGCCUGCUGGGGUUUUCCUCUUCACCUCAGGAUAAUUGCGCAAACCCGCUUGAAUCGUGGACAGUGCCGGGACAUCGGGCCGCGGUGAAUCAGGUGGCUGAGGAGAAGCGGUGAGAGAGGGCAGCGUGAGGUCCCUGUUCGUCCAGGGACGAUGAAGAGGUUCAGGCGUCAUGGGCAUGAGUCUCAGAAGGACAAACACAAACAGGAUCUCUAUCAGUUCAACAAGACUGUAGAACAUGGCUUCCCCCAUCAGCCCAGUGCUCUGGGAUUCAGCCCCAGCCUGGAUCUCCUGGCCAUCGGUACCAGAUCAGGAGCAAUCAAACUGUAUGGAUCUCCAGGUGUGGAGUUCAUGGGACUGCACGACGAGAAUGCAGCAGUUACACAAGUGCACUUCCUGCCAAACCAGGUGGAGAUGGUAACAUUACUCGAUGACAACAGUCUGCACAUGUGGACGCUUCAGGCCCAUAACGGCAUGUCUGAGUUGCUUGAAAUAGGACGUUUCACUCUCUCUGGUCCACCUGGAGCCCCUCCCAGUGUUAACGCGGGUCACUGCCGUCCUGGCACACUCAUCGGGCGAGCUGCUGCUGCUGGGCACGGAGGGAGGACAUGUGUUUGUUGUGGAAGUGCCAGGCUUUCAGAGAGCUGGAGGAGAACAACAUCAGCGUGGAGAAUGUACAGAACAGAAUUCCAGAGGAUUAUGUUGGCCGCAGAAAUCUGGAGUGUGUGGAGACUCUGCAUGAAAAACCCGCUCAACCCAAGGCAGGUGCUGAUUGGCUACAGCCGAGGCCUGAUGGUACUGUGGGAUCUGGACAGGCAGCGUCCCAUCCAGCACUUUCUCGGCACACAGCAACUAGAGAGUGUUUGGUGGAUGGAGGACGGUGUGAACAUACUCAGUUCACAUAGUGAUGGGAGCUACUGCCAAUGGGACAGUGACCGGCGAGGAUCCACAAAACAGAGCCUGAGAAACAGGAGACGCCGUAUGGUGAGACCACUUUACCGGAACGACUUGUGUUCCAAAACCUACAAAAGAAUAUAAAAAAAAAUCUCACUGACAUCAAACUU
Carassius auratus (goldfish) is the source of this 1203-nucleotide messenger RNA. RefSeq names its product lethal(2) giant larvae protein homolog 2-like. Lineage: Eukaryota; Metazoa; Chordata; Actinopteri; Cypriniformes; Cyprinidae. The record is from RefSeq and is a predicted model, not a curated record. The coding region runs from base 293 to 1177 and encodes 294 amino acids. Gene Ontology annotation, cellular component: cortical actin cytoskeleton; plasma membrane; cytoplasm. Gene Ontology annotation, molecular function: GTPase activator activity; myosin II binding. The transcript is spliced from 8 exons. Gene Ontology annotation, biological process: Golgi to plasma membrane transport; establishment of spindle orientation; regulation of Notch signaling pathway.